Durusdinium trenchii is the source of this 2726-nucleotide messenger RNA. The record is from the annotation of a GenBank genome assembly. Lineage: Eukaryota; Dinophyceae; Suessiales; Symbiodiniaceae.
AGCAGCCAUUUGGUGCUUUGGCGAUAGAUGGGGCCUUAGGUGAACCACCGAGCAGCGUAGCGAGAGCAAGAUGGAGCAGGAAGUCCUGGAGAAGAUCCUGGAUGAUGCAUGGAGUAGUUUCAAACUGCACCUGCUCCAGUCCAUCGCUGUCUCCCACUCGAUGCAGACUCCGCCCAUGAAGGGGCCUACUGGUCGGACGUACUCAAUCUCCGAGUGUGGAACUGGCGAAUGUAUGAGCCGUGAAUGGAGCCGUGGAGUUUCACCCGAUAUGUACAUGAUCGAGGGCAACGAUUCCAUACAUCCGUUGGAUGGGACAGACAGCAAAGAUGCACCGGAGAUGCUAAGACGCAUCACAUCCUUCUCACAGGGCACAGGGAGUGCCCAGUUGGAGAAGGUUGCAUACUUGAGAACCAGAAUUGGAGAAGGAGGCAAAGAACAUUCACGGGCAAUUCGGCGCAGGUUGCGCUUGAGGUUGGGCACUAUCUCCACCACAAAGUGUGUCUCUGGGACGUCAUUGCAUCAAGCUGUGCUAGCUCUGGGAUUGACACGCUAUAAGUUGGAGGAAGUAAACACGAUUGUCAAUGACUUGGCAUCCUUUAUCCAUUUAGCCUUUGAGAAGGAAGAUUGUGAGCCAACUUGGCACUGGCCCAAGCUGAAGGACCAGCAUUUGUCUUUGUCCUCUGCCAGUUGGGAGAACUUGCGUAGCAGCAACCACAGUGUUGUACCAGUCAAAGCGCUGAUGGAAAUAUUGCUCGCUCAAGAUGGUGAGGUGCACAAGAGGAUUUUUGGUCCGUCAUUGCCCGCAUUUCAAGCCAUCCGUGAAGUCUUGCUUGCAGGUGAUACAAAUCGCCUCGUUGCGGAAUUGACCUUCGUCAGGCUGAACGAUUUGGCAGCUCCUCCAGAACCAGUGCCACCGAUGCUGUUCAUCGAGAUGAUUGUGGCCUGCGUGGUGAUCUCCAACGCCAUCAUGAUGGGUUUGCAAAUGGACCCAGAAUAUCAUCACUGGGAGGGCUGGUUUUGGAUGGAGUUGUGCUUUACUUCAUUGCUGCUGCUGGAAGUUUGCAUCCGUCUGCGGAUUUUGGGUUGCCAAAAUUUCUUCUGCGGCUUACAGGCUGCUUGGAGCUUCUUCGACCUAUUCUUACUCGGCUGCGCCCUGGUGGAUGUGACUAAAGAAGUUCUGACUCAAGAACACCAAGAUUUGUCUGGCUCAUCUCUGUUGCGUCUUUGUCGGCUCGUGCGCUUGGUGCGGAUCGUGAAGGCCUUUCGGUUGAAGUUUAUGGGUGAGCUUCGGCUCAUGGUAAAGGGCUUGAUUGCUGGCAUUCGAACAUUGACCCUAGCCUUCAUUUUGCUGUUCACCGUACUUUAUGUGAUCGGGGGCUUUGCAACCCUUUGCAUAGGCGACGACCCAAAGACGCAUGAGCUGGGCUUGAAAACCUAUUUCCGAACGUUGCCGGAUUCGAUGUACACUGCAUUCCGUUGCUUCACUGGAGAAUGUGUCAAUGAGUUUGGACAACCUCUCCACUACUUGCUGGCUGCCCAGUUUGGGCUACCCUUCAUCUUUGGCUAUGUUAUGAGCUACAUGCUGGUGACCAUGGGCAUUUGUAAUGUUAUCUUGGCCGUCUACGUGGACAUUACCAUGAAGGCGGCGAAAGAGAACGAAGCGCUCACUGCAGAGCAGCACUCUAGGGAGUCGAUUCGCAUUGCUCGGGUCACCCGAGAGCUGCUGAAAAAGUUUGCGGCAGCAUACGGUGCUUUCCAGGAGGACAUGAUGGAUGAGUCAACACCUCCUCUCUAUCAACGUCUUGACACCAGCAUGUUUACUGACGAUCAAAUACAGGAGAACAUUGCCAUCACGAAGGAGCUGUUCCUGCUAGUGAUCCAAGAUCGCAGAGUACAGGCUUUGAUGGAUGAUUUGGAACUGCCACGUGACCGUGCAAAUCUGUUUGAGAUUAUUGAUGCAGACGGUAGCGGCACACUUCAAGUCGUGGAGCUGGUGCAGGGUUUGUUGAAGAUCCGUGGCGAGGUGAGCAAGAGUGAUACCGUGGCUUCAUAUUUGGCAACCAAAUCCUUGCAAGACACCGUCAACGACAUGAAGGUGGACUUCAGCCGACAACUUGCUGAGCUCCGAACAGAGCUGCAGGAACGCAAUCGGUAUUUGGAAGGACAGGGAACUCCGACUCACCGGGAUCGGGCCUCGAGCAAGAUAUCCAAUGAGUCCCCACGAAAUCAAACGAGUUCCCGUGGCAUGUGCUCUGUAGCAUCGAAAUGUUCGUCCAGGCUCUCACGCUCGGAGCCACCAAAGAAGCGCCUACAGCUUGAGCGGAAAAGCAGCGAUUUGAUGGAUAAAAGCUUGAACAGCUCGACGGGUCUCGAGCCGUUCCUUGCGGAGGAAGCGCCUCUCGACCACAUCUCCGUCAUCUCGGACCAUCUCGACGAGACCCCGCCCAACUCCAACGGGUCCGACGGGUCCGGAUUGCGGAAUCAGUUGAAGCUGCCGAUUAAACCUGAAAUUUCUGAAGAGAUUGAUGCCGGGCCUCCACAACCAUUUUGCUUGUCGUGAUGGCCAGUUUGUAAAUACUUCAUAAUCGUAGCAGGAAUCUAGGUACAACUUCCCGAAGAGCAAAAGAUCCUCUGACAGAGAUCUGCUGUUCCGUGGAAGCAGUUCAAAAGACAUGGAAAUAAUGCCUUCCCUUGCCUUGCCUUUCCUAGUCAUUUUUGAGUCCACA